Molecule: messenger RNA, 2310 nt
Organism: Phytomonas sp. Hart1
Lineage: Eukaryota; Euglenozoa; Kinetoplastea; Trypanosomatida; Trypanosomatidae
Source: the annotation of a GenBank genome assembly
AUGAAGCGGCCUACUUUGACAAAUUGCAGAUUAGACCUACUUGAUACCCCGACUGCAGACUGGAGGCUACAUAAUCGGACAGACACAACUAUGGCUGGUGCUCCACCACCUCAAGGACGCUUUUAUGCAGGCAUUCCCCAUUCCUCAGGGCGCUCACCGCCGAAGCAGUGUAUUCGUGUAGAAAAUAGGGUAAGACAACGUGAGGGGGAAGAUACGAUGGCAAGUAGGUAUCGUCGCGUAGACCAUAUCACCUUUGGGUCAAUUCAACAGGAGAUUCACAUGUACCUAGAUUCCGUUGCCACACGCAGUGACAGUUUCAACGGUGGUGGCGUGUCUGCCGUGGACAUGGCUGUUCACGAGACGUUUAACAUUUUGCGUUCCUGUUGGUGUGCACACGGUAACCUGCAAGACAUAUUCGAGCCGGUGCGAAACAUCUCGGUGGUUACCCUGGAACUUCUCCUUUCCUAUGGCCGGCAUAAGCUCACUAAUGAUGGGCAAUACGCUGUGCCACGUGGCGGGGAGGAUGAAUUGCCCUGGAUGGGGUGUGUUCUGGCUGUGUUGGCAUCCUACAUACAGAGCAGGGCGGAUGGCGCUAUUACACAACUUCAUACGUCCCAGCCUCUUAGUACUCAUCACCGCGGUUCUGUACACUUAGUUCCGCAGCACGCGAUGCACAUGAGACAUGACAUCUAUGCAUCCAACGAAAAUACUGGCAGCGGCAUUCUGCAGCACUCCAACACUCCUUUAGAAAAUGAAGAGGAAAGCGAAGGAGGAAUAAGGGUGCCAAAGGACGUCAGAGAAGGCUCUACAAAGACGCCUGAAUUGCUUUUGUCCUCAGCCUCCACUUCACAUCCAUUGCACUUUUCUCAAGCUGGAGUUUCACGGCUUACGUUGUUGAACUGUCACAACUUUGGUUGGCUGGAUGAACUCGGGAACGAGGACUAUGAAUCUAGCAGCCGUUUCCUUCGAAAAGUCGACUCUGCUUUGCAUAAGAUGUUGGGUCCUCUACCCCAAACGAGGCCCACGCGACGAAGCUGUGACGUCGACACCAAUUGUCUAACAUCUUCGGCACUGAGGCGUUCGAGUUGUAACACUGUGUUACUUAGUGACGCUAUCUUGAUGGAUGGCGGUGUGCCCUCACUUACCGUAACACAGCGUUGUAAAGUCUUUUGCGGCCACAAGCAAUACGGUCAAGGGAUAGCGUGUUUGGUGGCGCCUAUACGUUACCAAGGGCGACACCAAGGCAGCUCUUUGGACACUAAUCAUGCCACAGCCGAUGCAUUCCCCACAGGUGCAGCAGAAUCAAGGGAUUACUGUGCUAUAAGUUCCCCUUUGACAUCACCGCAAGUUGUUACUGAUGUCACACAUCUGAUUGGUGCUAGUUCCACACGAGGCAACGAAGAGACUAUCCUGCACCCAAUGGAUAGUUGUGUUCAGGGUACGCUCGCCCAGAAAGUGUGUCCUUAUUAUAAUGCCAAUCCGAGCCCGCCUCAGAUUUCUGUGGUAGACCCGUUCCAGGUUGAAUCGCCAACCUCUGCUUCGUUAUCAACCUCUCUGUCCACUGUCAGCACGAGCUCAUCUUCUGCUGCAGGAUGGAUACAUAGUAAUUAUUGCAAUUUGCAUACAAACCAGCCAUGGCCACCCGUCAGCUGCGGUCACCACACGGGUCCAGGUAUUGUAGCACAAGCUAUCUUGUUGGCCCCUAUGGGGCCCCUUGUACUCCAUAUACAGCUAGAGCGAAUUGCGACCCUGGAGUUGCUUUCAAUUCGUCAAAGCUUUCUUUCGUUGUCCCCGCACGCUUAUCAUAAUGUGUCCAAAACGCAGCAGGAGCCAUCGCCGACACAACCACACCCAGGCCGCCCUUCAGGUGCAGCGACCCACAACUAUGGGUUGGCUUCUUUUAUAUCAACAGAGGCAGCUGAGGAGCCUGUGCUCUAUGAUCUUGCAGAGUGGUUACUCUAUCUCUUUCAGUCUCCCCAGCCGCUUCUAAUUGUCGAGUGGCAUCUUGAUAAGCAACGGCGUGACGACAACAACAACAACAAAAAUGUGUCUGGACCAGAACCGCCUUCCGCCGUGCUCCAACUCCUGGAGGCUUAUGCGAACCGUAUGUCAUCUGUUUCGCCAUUUGGUCAUGUCGAACUACGUGAUACAGUCCAUGCGACAUGUCGCAGCAUCAGGCCCUGCGUUACGGGCACCAAGUUUGAUGGAAAAAAUCGCCCACUCAUAUUUAUGAGAGAGCUGAAGGCUGUUGUAGAGAUGGAGCAUUACAUUGAUGAGGGGGCCCUGAUUACAUCGCUGCAGUACUGCUAG